This is a messenger RNA of Labeo rohita (rohu), 2284 nucleotides long. It is a transcript of the gene letmd1, whose product is annotated as LETM1 domain containing 1. Gene Ontology annotation, cellular component: mitochondrial inner membrane. Gene Ontology annotation, molecular function: ribosome binding. Bases 211 to 1317 code for a protein of 368 amino acids. The record is from RefSeq and is a predicted model, not a curated record. Gene Ontology annotation, biological process: intracellular monoatomic cation homeostasis. The transcript is spliced from 9 exons. Lineage: Eukaryota; Metazoa; Chordata; Actinopteri; Cypriniformes; Cyprinidae.
UUGACUGGUAGCGUACAUAUCUAUAUGCUUUUCUCAUAAUUUGCUUGCGCCGGAGACUCAUCUGUAUUUGAAAUGAAGACUGAUAAAAAAAAGUGUGGUGCGCAUUGGUUACUAUAUAUGCGGUUGUUGAAGCAGCCAAUCACAGCGCGGCGCCCGCAUUCCGUUCUCUGAAGACACGCCCACGUAGAACUGUCAGCUGCUCAGUCCAAGAUGGCGCUGUCCUGUAGAGGGGUAUGCCGCGGGGCUUCAUUGAUCCUACUGUACGGAAAACGACCUGUCGGGGUCAAAGCAAGUCUCUGCACACCUAGACUGUCUUCCACAAAAUCCAGUUUGUGGUUUGUUAGACACUAUUCACCUUCAGAAGCAAGACAUGGGAUUGGUCGGAGCAUUGUGUCCGGUCUGAAAUGGACCAAUGAGAAAUAUGAGAGAUUCCUGCAACGUCGCUUUCCACGAUUUUACAUGCUCUAUCACACUUUCAUGAGAGGUUUUAUGAUUUUCUGUAAAGGUUUCCGGCUCCUGUUUCAAGAUGGUAAAGAAGUGAGAAGAAUCGUAGCCCGCAUGCUCAGUGAAAAAAUAGAGCACCAGAAUUUGCCUUACCGGGAUAUGGAGAAAAUCAGGCAGGUGCGAAGGGACUUAAUCAAAGCCAUUCCAUUGGUCAUUAUAUCAAUACCUCCUUUUGCCAACUAUUUGGUCUUCGUCCUUAUGUACCUCUAUCCUCGCCAGCUUCUGAUCCGGCACUUCUGGACCCCACAGCAGCUGGUGGAGUUUCAGGGGUUGUAUCAUACCAAGAGAGCACAGCACCACUGGGCCAUAGUCAAAGGACUGGAGAGCACGUCAACAUCUGUCCAAGACAGCCGACUCAAAAGCCGCCUUGUGGAGCUCUGCAGUAAGGUCCGAAGUGGAGUCCAUCCAGUGGUGUCUGACGUCCAUGCAGUGAGAACUUUGUUCUCUGGACCUCCCUUGGGUAUCAACAGAAUGUAUGCAGAUCAGAAGAGACACCUCUGCGCAUUGCUCUUUCUGACGCCCCGCCUCCCAUCCUUUUGGAUUGGUCGACGUUUGAACAGUCACGCCUUUGAACUCAUGCAGCUUGACCGCGCCAUUGUUCGGUUAGGCUUGCACCAGUUAAACGACGCAGAGCUCAGAGAGGCAUGUUACGUGAGAGGGCUGAAUCCAGACCGCCUGAGUGCCGGACAGUGCCGGGAAUGGCUCACACAAUGGUUGCAGUUCUCAACACACCUCAAAGAGUCAGAGACCUCCCUCUAUCUGCACUGUAUGGUACUGCUCACAGUAAACUACCCUAAACACCCACGUCACUGACCUCGAGAGGAAGUAGAUGACUUCUCUUCUUAACGCUGGGGACUAAAUAUCCACCACCACACCCCAAGGCAAAACAAAUCCAAGUAGCGCAACAAGCUUUUUUACCAUGAGUCCUUUGUCACACAUUACUUUCAUAAUGAAGGGAUUUUUUUUAAGUUUCUGCAGAAAUAAUUCUUUACAGGGGCUGAAAUGCUUUAAAAGUGUCUCUUGGAGGUGUAUCCACUUUUGUUUACUUCAGUAAGGAACAGAUAGUAGGGACAAUGUCAUUGAAAGACGCCAUUGGUAUUCUUGUGGUAUAAUUUCAUUAAUUUUCUUCUGUAUAGACAGGGUGUGUAACUAAUUAGUGACAUACAUUUACACUGUGAGAGGUUCUAACCACAUCUGAGACAACAACAAAAAAAGCACAUAUGCCAAAUGCAUCCAUUUGGAAUAAAAGCUAAUUUGUCUUAUCUUGAAACACUUUCAUUCUGAAUAUUUAUUCUACUAACAUUUCAUGCACAAUCAUUCGUGACUUGUAUUUUGUACCUCUUGUUUAAAAUCUGCACUGACAAGCAUCAUCUGUCGCAUUUAUUUUUGGUGUCUCUUGGAUUGUUUAAAAUGUUUUACUACAGAAACUCAGUUUUAAGUCAGAUCUCAAAACUGGAAAGAGGUUUACAGCCUUUAAAAUACUGGAUAUAAUGUAUGUAUUCCUUUAUAUAUAGUUCUAUAAUUCAGCAUAUACUUAUUUUAAUUACAUUUAUUAUUUAUUUUUAAGUUCUCAGAAGGACACAAAAAAAAAAAAACACUGCACCUUGUUCCUGUCCUAUCCAAUGAUCUUCUUAUUCAGCCUUUUAACAGGUGCCUUUUACUUAAGAAUACAGGUGCAAACAAGUUGCAAUACAUGCCGUUAUCUUUUUAUGUUGCCAAAUGUGUCGCAUUAUUUUGUUUUUGUACAAGAGACAAUGCUGUUUGGUUUGGUGUUGAAGUA